Molecule: messenger RNA, 426 nt
Organism: Parascedosporium putredinis
Lineage: Eukaryota; Fungi; Ascomycota; Sordariomycetes; Microascales; Microascaceae
Source: the annotation of a GenBank genome assembly
AUGGCCUGGGAUGUCCUUUCCGACGAAGAAAAGAGGGAAAUCCUUGCCCUCUUCCCCGAUGGCCAGCACCUCUUGAAUCCCGGCACCAAGGAUGCCCGCCCGGAUAUGGACGCCCUUCGAAGCGACGAUACCUGGCGCCACGACAUUGCUCGCUACGUCGAGUACAUCCAAGAAGGCAAGUGUGACCCCCAGUGGUUAGCCGAGGCGUUUGAAGCCCGCGAGCACAGGAAGCGCGGGGAGUACGACGAUUAUCUGGCUCACAAGCUAGAGGAGGACUGGGGCGAGGUUGAGAGAGUAAAGACGGAAGCGCGGAUAGAGGAGGGUGGCGAGGAGAUGGAGAUGAAGAGGAAUGAGGGUGACGAUGAAUUGUGCAUCGUGGUGCGGGUUGAGCCAGUUGGCGGCGAUAUGGGCAUGGCCGGUGUUUGA